UAUAUGUACACACUCAGUUGGUGUGGUCGAAGACUCUUGCCUCUGCCCAAAUGGCCGAUGAAUUAUUUGUUCCUUUAUAUGAAAAAAUUGCUCGUAAAAACACUAUACAAAGAUCCUUGGAUAUUACUCUAUUGUUCCUUCUAGUCUCACUCCUUGGUUAUCGUCUCUUUUGUCUCAAUAAUCAUGGACUCCCUUGGUUUAUUGCUUUGGUAUGCGAGUUAUGGUUCACCUUCAAUUGGGUUCUUGUUGUUAACUGCAAAUGGAGUCCAGUGGAAUACAAAACAUACCCAGAAAACCUCGAAAGAAGGUUUCCUGAGCUUCCCAACGUAGACAUGUUUGUUACUACUGCAGACCCUGUGCUAGAACCGCCAAUCAUUGCCGUAAAUACCGUUCUCUCGCUAUUGGCUGCUGAUUAUCCAGCAGACAAGCUAGCUUGCUAUGUCUCGGACGAUGGCUGUUCCCCUCUCACCUUUUACUCUCUGGUGGAAGCAUCAAAAUUCGCUAAGCUUUGGGUUCCAUUUUGUAAGAAGUAUAAAAUUCAAGUUCGAGCUCCCUUCAGAUACUUUUUUGGUGAUUCCGAACCCUCAAGUACUGACGGUAAUUUAGAGUUCCAACAAGAUUGGUUAAAGAUGAAGGCCGAGUAUGAAGUCCUUGCUCGGAAAAUAGAGGAAGCAGCCAGGAAAUCAGUCCCAUGUGAUCUAACCGGCGACUUUGCUGUUUUCUGUGAUGUUGAACGCCGCAACCAUCCAACUAUAAUCAAGAUUAUAGUGGACAACAAGGAAAUUCAUUCAAAUGCGGUGGUGCCCAACUUUGUUUACAUAUCCAGAGAGAAGGCGCCAAAGCAGCCACAUCACUACAAAGCGGGCGCCAUGAACGUACUGACUAGAGUGUCAGGAGUGAUGACGAAUGCUCCCUUCAUUCUGAACGUCGACUGCGAUAUGUUUGUGAACAAUCCACAAGUUUUUCGUUAUGCAAUGUGUCAGCUUCUUGGCUCCAAAAAUGAAAGAGAAACUGCAUUUGUUCAGUAUCCUCAAGUUUUUUAUGAUGGAUUAAGGGAUGAUCCGUAUGGGAAUCAGUUUGUUGUGCCUUAUCAAUAUAUGUGCCGAGGAAUAGCUGGAAUCCAAGGACCUUUCUAUGGGGGAACAGGUUGUUUUCAUAGACGAAAGGUCAUAUAUGGUGUAUGGCCACGUGAUCGAGAAAUUGAAGCUCGAAAUUGUACUUCCAUCAAUGGAAAAUCAGUAGAUGAUACAUUGCUAAAAGAAUUUGGAAAUUCAGAGGAGUUAAUCAACUCGGCAGUGCAAGCUUUGAAAGGGAAGAAGGGUUUUCCAAACAAUUUAUCGAAUUCUCUUGAGGCAGCAUGCAAAGUCGCUAGUUGCAGCUAUGAAUAUGGUACUAGCUGGGGCACAAAGUGCGGAUGGAUAUAUGGAGCCACAGCAGAAGAUCUCCUCACUGGUCUGAAGAUUCAUGCGAAAGGGUGGAACUCCGCUUUACACAUGCCAGAGCUACCGGGCUUUAUGGGGUGUACACCAUCUGGGGGCCCGGAAGCAAUGGCUCAGCAGAAGAGAUGGGCUACAGGUCUAGCGGAAAUUCUCGUUGGCAAAAAUUGCCCCAUAAUUGCUACUCUGACUGCCAAGCUCCAAUUCAGGAUGUGCUUAGCCUACCUCUGGAUUCUGUUUUGGGGCCUACGCUCAAUUCCCCAGCUUUGUUAUGCCGCUCUGCCUGCAUAUUGCAUCCUUGCAAACUCACAUUUCUUGCCCAAGGUCGAAGAACCAGCUAUAUGGAUUCCUAUUGCCACUUUUGUUACUUACAACCUGCACACUCUAAGAGAGUACCUAAAGGCUGGCUUGUCAAUCCGAGCCUGGUGGAAUAACCUGAGAAUGGGAAGCAUAACAGCAACCUCUGCGUAUUUGUUUGGACUGUUUGCUGCCAUUCUCAAACUCUUGAGAAUAUCUGAAACAGUCUUUGAAGUUACUCAGAAGGAUCAAUCUUGUGAUGGUGAUGGCCCUGAUGUGACUAAAUUCACCUUCAAUGAGUCUGCAGUUUUCGUGCCGGGCACGACGCUUUUGCUGGUGCACCUGAUUUCUCUGCUUUGCCUUUCAUCAAAGUUGCCAACGCCAGUUCAUGAUAUACACGGGGUAGGGCUAGGGGAGGUCUUUUGUAGCCUGUGGGUCGUGUUAUGCUUCUGGCCAUUUCUGAACGGACUGUUUGAGAGAGGAAAGUAUGGGAUUCCACUUUCAACCAUACUCAAGUCAGCUGCAUUGGCAUUACUAUUUGUUCAUUUUUGUAGAACUUGAAGAGUUUGGGACUUGGGGUAGAAUUCGGUUAUUGUUAUCGAAUUACAUUGUUUUAUUUAAAUUAAGCUUGUUAAAUCUAUCCCCUCUGUAUUGUUGGAAACGCUGUUUGAAAAUAAAAUUACAUUUUCUUAAUCUUGAAACUGAUAUAGAGACGCUAGGUGCUAGGGCUUGCACUGGUUUUAGCACUCAACUUUGCAAUGCAAGUCAGUUAAAAGGAA
Theobroma cacao (cacao) is the source of this 2512-nucleotide messenger RNA. Its product is annotated as cellulose synthase-like protein H1. Gene Ontology annotation, biological process: cellulose biosynthetic process. Gene Ontology annotation, molecular function: cellulose synthase (UDP-forming) activity. NCBI's taxonomy places the organism in Eukaryota, Viridiplantae, Streptophyta, Magnoliopsida, Malvales, Malvaceae. The record is from RefSeq and is a predicted model, not a curated record. Gene Ontology annotation, cellular component: membrane.